AUGACCGACUCUUCUCUCUCCACUUACACCUGUAUGGGUACUCAAAUGGUAGUAAUUACAUCUAAAGAAGACAGCUCUUCUAGUCAUCCCCGAGAAGGUCUUAUGGUAGUCUACCAAAAGAUCAGUGAAGGUGACAAUACUUCCUCGGACCAAGAACCAUAUCCAGUUGUCCGUAUCCGUCUUGGCACGGAUCAAGGCACCUACCAAUGCGAUAUUCCACAGAGCAAAGUUUCACUGUCCAAGGAAAAGAAGAAAAGGCUCCCCGAAAUCCUGAUGCAAGAUCAAGCUUCCUCUUCCAAUUCACAAAGCGAUCCCAUUCAACUCUCGUUUCAAUUCAGUUCCGAAGGAGAACUCAAAAUAUUUCUAAAGCAAAAAUUGACAUCUGGAAUGUCCAAGAAUGCCUUUCGGGAUGUUCUACAAAAGGAAACCAAUGUCUCGCUCCUUCGCUUUUGUUCUGACUUAGGCGAAGCAAUAAAUGGAGGAAUGUCCAAAGUGACCAAGCUCCAAGAGGAUCUACAGUCAACUCGAUCCAACUUGCAACAAUGGAAAGAGACGGCCAACAAGCUCGAAACUGGAGGGACACAAGAAAAGAAUAUGCUGUUAAAAGGUGCUUACAAGGCUUGGAUUCAAAACCAGGCCAAGCAAAAGAAAAGGGUUGAAGACUUGACAAAGCAGUUGAAAAAGGGCGGCACUUCGCCAACCAAUCGCAGUCCAAUACCAGGAACCCUGGCACCGGACGACGUAGAGCAGGCGAUCGAAACCAACACUAUGUCUCAAUCUAUGGUUGAAGCAUUGGCGGAAGGACGAGGGGUCUAUAACGACAACGAACGGAAGCCGAUUUUGAACAAGAAGACCAUGAAUACGACUUGGAAGAACGAUAAGGAAGACUAUGAUAAAGAGCGACGAGCCAAGCGUCGAGGGAAGACGAAACGAAGCACAUCUUCCAUCGAUGAAGAAAUGGAGGAAGCACCAAAGCCCAGCCGUGGCCAGACGAAGAAGGGCACCAAACGAGGUAGAAAGUCUUCCGAGUCGUCAGAAAGUCGCAUGUUGGACGACUUGCCAAAGCCCAAGGCUACCAGAAAGAAGGCUUCCGCGACUCGAAUGGAUGUAGACAGUGGUGAUGAUAAUGACGAUGAUAGCUUCAAAAAGCCCGCUGCCCAGCCCACGAAGAAGCGUUCCGAGCCAACAAACUAUGAUUCUUCCGAAACCGAUGCUGAUGAUGAUGAUUUUAAACCUGCGCAAAAGAAAACGAGAGUCACGCCGCCUGCGACGAGUACAAAAGCGGAAUCGGAUGACGACUCAGAUAGUGAAGACUCCCUGCUCGCGCAUAUGGGUAUUACAAGUCCGAUCAAGAAAAGCAAGAAAAAGGCGAGUGACUCGGAUACUGACGAUGAUACAUCUGUACCAGGAGCAACGGCAAAGGAAGAUUCUGACACAGACGAUGGUAUAUUGAAACCAGAAGCAAAAGCGAAGGAAGAGUCUGGCAGUGAUUCGGAUACGGAUGAUGGUCAAGACAAGAAUUCUAACUCUGCAUUGGUGAAAUCUCUUCUCAAAACUGCGAAAAAGGUCAAGGAGAACGGGAAGGAUGAUGAUUGGGAUGACUUCUGA
Cylindrotheca closterium is the source of this 1608-nucleotide messenger RNA. The record is from the annotation of a GenBank genome assembly. Lineage: Eukaryota; Bacillariophyta; Bacillariophyceae; Bacillariales; Bacillariaceae.